Molecule: messenger RNA, 1871 nt
Organism: Megalops cyprinoides (Indo-Pacific tarpon)
Lineage: Eukaryota; Metazoa; Chordata; Actinopteri; Elopiformes; Megalopidae
Gene: dnajb6a
Product: DnaJ heat shock protein family (Hsp40) member B6a
Exons: 10
Coding region: 312-1295 (327 amino acids)
Biological process (GO): protein refolding; positive regulation of proteasomal ubiquitin-dependent protein catabolic process
Cellular component (GO): cytosol; endoplasmic reticulum membrane
Molecular function (GO): Hsp70 protein binding; ATPase activator activity
Source: RefSeq, a predicted model, not a curated record
GUGCCCUUGGCCGUGGCACCCUGCCCCCACCUGAUAUCAAAGAGCCCCUUCGGUCUACUGAAGACCCCUCUCCUCUCCCCUCCUGUGCGUCCGGAAAUGACGCCGAAAUACCUCAGGAACAAGCUUUAGAAGCACAUGAAGAAUUUCCGGAGACGCGCACCGUCUGUUUCAAACGUUACUGGGUUAGGAAGAUAAAAAAGCGGUCAUUGGGAAAAAAAAUAAGGACGUCGGACAAAGGAAUCGGGAAAGGGAGCUUUUGGCAGCUCAAAGGGGAAGGUUGACAACGAAGUGGUUCAAGGCUGUGCUAAACCAUGGUGGAAUAUUACCAGAUUUUAGGAGUGCAAAGAAAUGCAUCUCAAGAAGACAUUAAAAAAGCGUACAGAAAACUGGCCCUCAAGUGGCAUCCAGACAAGAACCCAGACAAUAAGGAAGAGGCAGAGAGGAAAUUUAAAGAACUUUCAGAAGCUUAUGAAGUGCUGUCAGAUGCCAACAAGCGGAACGUAUAUGAUAGAUAUGGUAAAGAAGGAUUAACUGGAAGCGGAGGAGGAGGGGGCCACUUCAACGACCAUUUCGGUGGAGGGUUCACGUUCCGCAACCCUGAGGACGUCUUCCGGGAAUUCUUUGGGGGCAGGGACCCGUUUGCGGACUUCUUCGGGGACCCCUUCGCCGAUGACUUCUUCGGCGGCGGGCGGAGGCACCAGCGGGGCGUGAGCAGGAACAGGGCGGGCGGGUCCUUCUUCCCAGGGUUCGGAGCCUUCCCCCCUUUCGGGGCGGGGUUCUCAGGGUUCGACGCAGGCUUCACCUCGUUCGGCCACAUGGGGCAGCUGGGUCAGCUGGGUCAGAUGGGCGGGGGCGGCGGCGGCUUCGCCUCCUUCUCCUCCACGUCGUUCGGGGGCGGCGGUGGGGGUGGGGGCAUGGGCAGCUUCCGGUCGGUGUCCACCUCCACCAAAUUCAUCAACGGCAGGAAGAUCACCACUAAAAGAAUUGUAGAGAACGGACAGGAACGAGUAGAGGUGGAGGAAGACGGACAGUUAAAAUCUUUAACUAUAAAUGGUGUGCCGAGUGAGGAGGAGCGUAGAACCCGGAGGCAGAACGCACUGGCCGGCCCCGCCCCUUUCCAGCGCUACCUGAGGAACGCGCCCCAGAACCCUGCUGAGGAAGAGGAGGAAGGCCUGCAGGGCCUGGGCCUAGCUGCAGGAUACACUGACGCCAGGAGGAAGAAACUGAGGCCAAGGGUGGAGCCCAAGAAGAAGAAGCUCCCCAGAGUGGCUCACGGGACCAGCACCUGGUUUUAAUAAUGAACGACCCCAGCAUGGCGACUGGAUGAGGGUGUAAAAUACGAAUUAGAGUGAACGGCCUUACCCCCAGCAUGCAAUUUCCCCACAGUCUUUCAACCCUUCAGUGCAAUUUCACCCCAUGCAUCUUUCAUUUGGGGAAGUACCACAGUCAGGAUUGUCAGAGUGUAUUUUGAACAUGUUGUGGUCGGAGCACCCAGGUGCACAAAUAAGAAACCUGAAUUACAGACGGAUCAAUAAAAAAACACAAAAGCAACAACUAUGCACUGCAACUAACACACAGCCUGACUCCUUGAGGUAGUUUAAAGGUGAGAUCACACGCUGAUUUACCAGCCACUGAAAAUCAAUGAGUUUCUUUACUGUCGGAACUGAAUCAACAAAUCCCGUACCGUAUGUCCAUGUACCAGAACAUACAACAUGUUACACUAUGGCAUAAUAUCACGUUACAUUAUUGUCAUUUAGUAGACACUCUUACCCAGAGUGACUUACAGUUUUUCUUUUUAACAUGCUACCUAUUUAUAUAGGAUUUUUAUUGAGGCAAUUCUGGGUUACAUACAGCAGGAGUACUCCAGUGGG